AUGUUCCUCAGACCCCAGCUGACUUCAUGUCCUCUCAGAUGGCUCCACUCCACGGAGGCCAAAGGUGAGACUGAGGCAGGGAUGCAACUUUAUAAGCCUAGAAAGAAAAUAAAGAUGUGGCUUGAAAAUGGUCUUUAAAUGGUCUGAUUUGGAGCAUGGCUGCCAACCAUCAUGCAAACAUGAGCUGUUUAAAAUGACUGGCAACACUUUACAAUAACCAUUACUUAUAAAUGGUAAAUUGACCAUUUAUGAAUGGUAAGGAGAUAGUUUAUUAAUAUUUAAAUAAUUUAUAAAUAGCAUAUAGGCCAUAAAUAGUAAAUUUAACAAUUUUAUAAAAACCUUACCCCUAACCCUAACGUUACUAUAGCCAUUUAAGUAAUGUUUAUAGGUGGUUUAUACACCAAUUAAUCAAUUAUUAUGGUUUAUAAUUAUAAAUAAUUAUAAACCAAUUUACAAAGUAUUUCAAACAUCAGUUACAACUUUACAAUAAACCAUCAAGUAAUGUUUAUAGAUGGUUUAAGAACCAAAUAUUAACCAUUUACUGACACACAUUUUAAUCUAGAUGGUUUAAAGCCAAUAUUUAAACCCUAUAGCAGUGGUUCUCAAGUCCAGUCCUCGAGGCCCACUGUCCUGCAUGUUUUGGAUGUUUCCCUGUACCAACACACCUGAUUCAAAUGAUCAGCUCGUUAUCAAGCUCUGUAAUGGCUUAAUAACGAGCUAAUCAUUUGAAUCAGGUGUGUUGGUACAGGGAAACAUCCAAAACAUGCAGGACAGUGGGCCUUGAGGACUGGACAUGAGAACCACUGCCCUAUAUAAACCUUUUAAUAAAUUGUCCAUUAAUAAUUAAUGAAAAUUAUCAAUCAUUGAAGUAACAAUUAAUUUACAUUAAUAAACUAUCUAUUUGGCAUUUAUAAUUGGUCUAUAGGCUGUUUUUAAAUGAUGAUUAAACUUUAAUCAUCUAUUUACCAUUUAUAAAUUGUAGUUAUUGUAAAGUAUUUAAAAUAGGGCUGAACUCAUAAACUUGUGUGAAAGCUGAUUAUUGAAGGAGGUCAAAGAGGUCAAGGUUUUUAUAUUCUCUGAUGUUCUUAUAUUCAGGACUUAAGGUUUGAUGGUUGUUUAUUUCUCUGUGUGUUAACCAGGAGCUGAAAUUACGCCGGAUCAAGUCAACCUGAGGCAGAACUCAUGACCGUCCAACGCCUGGACCCUUUAAGGUAAGACAUUGACUACUUCACUCCACGGACAGACCAUCAACGAGGGACACUGGAGGUCAGUAUGCUUUUGGUUUGACAACAACCGCACCAACACAAACAAGAACCCCACCAUGAACGAUGAAGCAGUGCAGUUGUUCUCUGCCCGAGUAGCAGGUUUUGGUCUAGUUUUGGUGAUGCAAUUGUGGAGAGAAAGUGUUCUCUUCUGGGGUUGCAGGUUUUGGUCUAGUUUUGGUCUGCUGCAAUUGGUGAUGCAAUUGUGGAGAGAAGUUGUUCUCUUCCAGAGAAGCAGAUUUUUGUCUAGUUUUGCUCUGUUUUGGUGACGCAAUUGUGGAGAGAAACUGUUCUCUUCUAAAACCACAAAAACAAGAAUCCCCACCAUUAACGAUCAACCAGUGCAGCAAUAUAGACCCCCAAAACAAGUCUACUAUCAGAUUUAAUUGAACAAAAUAGCAACUAGGUCCUCAAAAACGUGUGAAUCAACAAAUUUACCAAAACAAAAAUGAGAGUUCACUCGAAUUAAAAUUUAACUUCCUGAGGGAAGCUUUUAAAUAGUCGGGAUGCGUCACAAGGAUUAGGUCUGAUUUCGGCAAGCGUUUCUCUGCCCAAGUGGAUACUCCUCCUCAUCGCCCCAAACUACCUCACAUUUCCUGACGUGCUUUUGGUCAAAGAAGAAAAUGAAGAUAUAAGAAGACCUCCGAAAGGUGUGAAGAUCUUCAACGAGGGAUGGAUGCCCAAUGCACAGACCCGUUUGAAGGACAUCAACCAGGUUGAAUUUUUCAUACUGCUUGUUUUUUUUCCCUAAUUUGUAUUAAAACUGUUGUUUUCACUCUUAAAAUGAGUGAUUAUGAAAAUGAAAACCCAGUAAUUUUAAUUACAGUGGCUGUUACAAAGAUAAGGAUUCAAGGCUGUUGUAAGGAUAAUUAGACUGAAACAAACCCUGCUAAACUCAAGUGCACAGUAUUUUGCUGUGCUUUAUUUUGACACUCUUGAAAUGAAUGACAACAAAAAUGAAAACCCAGUAAGGAUAAUUAGACUGAAACAAACCCUGCUAAACUCUAGUGCACAGUAUUUUGCUGUGCUUUAUUUUGACACUCUUGAAAUGAAUGACAACAAAAAUGAAAACCCAGUAAGGAUAAUUAGACUGAAACAAACCCUGCUAAACUCUAGUGCACAGUAUUUUGCUGUGCUUUAUUUUGACACUCUUGAAAUGAAUGACAACAAAAAUGAAAACCCAGUAAGGAUAAUUAGACUGAAACAAACCCUGCUAAACGCUAGUGCACAGUAUUUUGCUGUGCUUUAUUUUGACCUUGUAGACCAGUUAAGCAUUUCUAUUGAUUGUAAAUUGUGCAUAGUGCUGUGAGCUAACGCAGCAAGUACAACCUGAAGAUAUAAGAUCUCAAAAGGUGUGAAGAUCUUCAACGAGGGAUGGAUGCCCAAUGCACAGACCCGUUUGAAGGACAUCAACCAGGUUGAAUUUUUCAUACUGCUUUUAUUUUUCCCUAAUUUGUAUUAAAACUGUUGUUUUCACUCUUAAAAUGAGUGACUAUGAAAAUGAAAACCCAGUAAUGUUAAUUACAGUGGCUGUUACAAAGAUAAGGAUUCAAGGCUGUUGUAAGGAUAAUUAGACUGAAACAAACCCUGCUAAACUCUAGUGCACAGUAUUUUGCUGUGCUUUAUUUUGACACUCUUGAAAUGAAUGACAACAAAAAUGAAAACCCAGUAAGGAUAAUUAGACUGAAACAAACCCUGCUAAACUCUAGUGCACAGUAUUUUGCUGUGCUUUAUUUUGACACUCUUGAAAUGAAUGACAACAAAAAUGAAAACCCAGUAAUGUUAAUGAUUGAAACAGGAGCCGCAGUGGCUGUUACAAAGAUAGGGAUUCAAGGCUGUUGUAAGGAUAAUUAGACUGAAAACAAACCCUGCUAAACUCUAGUGCACAGUAUUUUGCUGUGCUUUAUUUUGACACUCUUGAAAUGAAUGACAACAAAAAUGAAAACCCAGUAAGGAUAAUUAGACUGAAACAAACCCUGCUAAACUCUAGUGCACAGUAUUUUGCUGUGCUUUAUUUUGACACUCUUGAAAAUGAGUGACUAUGAAAAUGAAAACCCAGUAAUGUUAAUUACAGUGGCUGUUACAAAGAUAAGGAUUCAAGGCUGUUGUAAGGAUAAUUAGACUGAAACAAACCCUGCUAAACUCUAGUGCACAGUAUUUUGCUGUGCUUUAUUUUGACACUCUUGAAAUGAAUGACAACAAAAAUGAAAACCCAGUAAGGAUAAUUAGACUGAAACAAACCCUGCUAAACUCUAGUGCACAGUAUUUUGCUGUGCUUUAUUUUGACACUCUUGAAAUGAAUGACAACAAAAAUGAAAACCCAGUAAUGUUAAUGAUUGAAACAGGAGCCGCAGUGGCUGUUACAAAGAUAGGGAUUCAAGGCUGUUGUAAGGAUAAUUAGACUGAAAACAAACCCUGCUAAACUCUAGUGCACAGUAUUUUGCUGUGCUUUAUUUUGAGACUAAACUUCAAUUCUUGAAUAGUAUUAGAGAUCAUGCUAAUGUUGAAACUGCAAAAACCUCAAAAGUUAAGACAAGAUCCAGAGGAACUACAAGAAGGACAACAAGAACUUCAAGAACAGCAUGACAACGUUGACAUGGCUUUUGCUGUAAGGUUGGUCAUCUUUCUGAGGGUAGGUGAACAUCUCCUUGUUUGUGGAUGUGAUCAUCUUGAUUUAAAACUAAAAAAAAAAGGUUUGAGGGGUGUUUUCCAAAACUUGAUCUCAAAUCCAGAAACAAGGUUCAAAAGGUUGCUUUUCAUGACUUGAUCCAAACCCAGAAAUAGGUUCUCAACAUGCUUUCAAAGACUUGAUUUCAAGCUCUACAAAGAUUUGUAAAAGUUGCUUCGAAAGACUUGAUCUAAAAAACAAAAAACAAGGUUUGAAAGGUUUCUUUCAAAAGCUGGUUCUUGAUCAAGUAAAGACAGUAUGUUAAAGGUCUGGUCUCAAAAGGUGUGUCAAAAGCACUUUUAAUUUGACAAAAGCACCUUUUUAGUUUGACAAAAGCACCUUUUUAAUUUGACAAAAGCACCUAAUCUAACAAGAGCACCUUCAAGCCUAAAAAUAAAUUGCCUCUACUCAGUCAAAAAUGGCAUAAACCAGACAAUCAAAGCUUUUUCUUAGCAGCACUGUCACGGAGAACAAGAAGACCAUUCAGAAGAACCAAAGGAGUAGAAGAAGACCUGAUGUGGACCUCGUGUGUCAACGCCCAAACCUCUGAACAGGACUGAGUCUGUUUUUUUUCCUUUUACAUUUGACUUCAAUAUGAUGAUCACACUCCAAAAAAACCCUAAUGAUAAAAUGUUUGUUUUACUCUGGAGUGACAUGAAAACAAAAAAACAGUAAUGUUAACUUUGAUGAUGUGGCAGUAACAGCUGUCAAAACUGUAAGGAUAACUAUGCUGAAAAUGAACCCAGCUAAACUUGUCAAGUGCACAGUAUUCGACUGUGCUUUAUUGAUUUGUCCUGUUAAUCUCCUAUUCUUUCAUAGUAUCAGGAUCAUGCUAAUGUUAAAACUGCAAAAACCUCAAGAAUUAAUACCAACAGAUCCAGAGGAACUACAAGAAGGACAACGAGAACUUCAAGAACUUCAAGAACAGCGGGACAACAUUGACAUGGCUUUUGCUGUAAGGUUGGUCAUCUCUCUGAGGGAAAGUGAACACCUUGUUUUUAGAUGUGAUCAUCUUGAUUUCAAACUCAGAGGUUUGAGGGUUGUUUUCAAAAACUUGAUCUCAAGUCCAGAAACAUGGUUCAGAAAUAGGUUCUCAAGGUGCUUUCAAAAGACUUGAUUUCAAACCAAAAAACAAGGUUCCAAAGUUGCAUUCAAAGACUUGAUAUCAAAAAAAGGUUUGAAAGGUGCUUUCAAAGACUUGUUCUCAGACAAAAGGGUUUUAAAAAGGUGCUUUUAAAAGUCUUGUUCUUAAACUCAGAAACAUGGUUCAGAAGGUGCUUUCAAAGGUAUGAUUUCAAAACAAAAAAAAUAUUCUAAAAAGGUGCUUUCAAAAGGUAUGAUUUCAAAACAAAAAAAUUUUCUAGAAAGGUCCUUAUUAAAAACUUGAUUUCAAAACAAAAAAGGCUUGAAAGAUGCUUUCAAAAUCUUUAUCUCUUACCAAAUACAAGGUCCAAAAGGUGCUUUGAAAAACUUGAUCCAAACCAAAAACAAGGUUCUAAAAAGGUGUUUUAAAAAGACGUGAUCUCAAACCCAGAAACAUGGUUCCAAAGGUGCUUUCCAAAGACUUGUUCUCAAACAAAAGGGUUUAAAAUGUGCUUACAAAGACUUAUUCUCAAACAAAAAGGGUUUAAAAGAGGUGCUUUCAAAAGACUUGUUCUUAAACUCAGAAACAUGGUUCAGAAGGUGCUUUCCAAGGUAUGAUUUCAAAACAAAAAAAUAUUCUAAAAAGGUGCUUUUCAAAAACUAUCUCAAAUCAAAAAAGGCUUGAAAGGUGCUUUCAAAAUCUUUAUCUCAAACCAAAUACAAGGUCCAAAAGGUGCUUUAAAAAACUUGAUCUCAAACCUAAAACAAGGUCCAAAGGAUGCUUUUGAAGACGUGAUCUCAAACCCAGAAACAUGGUUCAAAAGGUGCUUUCAAAGACUUGUUCUCAAACAAAAAGGUUCAAAAGGUGCUUUCAAAGACUUGUUCUCAAACAAAAAAGGUUCAAAAGGUGCUUUCAAAGACUUGUUCUCAAACCCAGAAACAUGGUUCAGAAGGUGCUUUUCAAGGUAUGAUUUAAAAAAAAAAAGGUGCUUUUUAAAAACUUGAUCUCAAGCCAAAAAAAGGUUUGAAAGGUGCUUAAAAAAUCUUGAUCUCAAACCAAAAACCAAAAUAGGUUCAAAAGGUGCUUUCAAAAACUUGAUCUCAAACCAAAUUCAAAGUUCUUAAAAGGUGCUUUAAAAGACUUGAUCUCAAACCCAGAAACAAGGUUCUAAAAAGGUUCUUUCAAAGACUUGUUCUAAAAAAAAGGCUUCAAAAAAGGUGCUUUCAAAGACUUGUUCUCAAACAAAAAAGGGCUCAAAAGUUGCUUUUCAAGGAUUGAUCGCAAACAAACAAAAGGUUUGAAAGGUGCUUUCAAAGAUUUGAUUUUAAACAAAAAAUUUUUAAGGUGUUUUCAAAGCCUUAGUCUCGAACCAAAAAAGCUUCAAAACGGUGCUUUCAAAUACUUUACCUCAAACCCCAAAAAAGUUUUUAAAGGUGCUUCCAAGGCCUUGAUCUUAAAUCCAAAAUACAAGGUCUAAAAGGUGCUUAAAAAAACUGGUUCUUAAAACAAGCAAAGACGGUAUGUUAAAAGUCUGCUCUCAAAAGGUCUGUCAAAGCAACUUCAGCAAAAUCACUAUCAACCAAAACUAAGUUUCAAAACCACCAACAUCGCAACAACCGUCAAAGUGCUUCCAAAGGAUCCAACGGAAACAAUGACAAGACAGCAACGUUUGCACAUUGUUUCUAUAAGAUGUAACUGUCAACACUAAACAGAACGAGGACAAUAAACAAACUGUGUAGAUCCUCCAACUGUUUUUGUUAAAACUGUAGUUUUUCGUAUUUUUAUUUAUUCUUUGUAUUUUUGUGAACCUUUUGAAUCUCUGAAAUGGAAUCCUGAACUGUGCUUGUCAUGAUUUGCAUGUGUUGUACAUUUUUUUUAUUUAUUUAUUUUUUUAACUUAUUUGCUGUGUGUUUGGCCAUGUUUCUUUGGGUGCAUUUGUAUGUCUCUGCUUUCCUCCGAACAUAAGCAGGUCUGACGCGGUGACCACUCUUUUUCUGGAGGAACUGUUGCUGCAGAAACUCAAAGCGCCGCCUUCCUGUUCCGUCCGGGAAAUCCAAGGGUGGUCAUCUUGUUGAAGGUAAGAUGAACUUUUCAUUGUGGUAACAGUAUGUUUUCACCAAAGUAACCACAAGAAAGCAUGUAAGAAACCAGGUCCUGCAUUCUGAUAACUUCAUCCAUAUUCAGUUUCAAACAGAUUUUCUAAUGCUGCACCUCACCAUCACUGUUUUUAAGUCAAGUAUUUUCUGCAUUUGUAUGUGUGUCUCUCUCCUUUUCCCCAACCAUCACAGAAGUGAGCAUCUUCAGUGUUGAACUUGGCAACCACCAACAUCUUCAGGAAGGAUCUAGAUCACCUCUAAGAGACGAAGUCGGGCAUCCUUGUGCUGCAGGUAAGAUGUGACAGGGAACACCACUUAACACACUGUCCUAUUGUCACCCAAAAGUCUGAAUGCUUGAACUCCAGAAACAACUUUUCUCUGGUUAUUAAAUCGUUUUCACAAAGGCGCAAUGCGACGUGGGUGUGCCUCAGCUGUUCUACCAAAGUUAAGGCCCACCAAAGCUUGAUCUAUGCCUGUUUUUAUGUUGAUAACAUGUAAGGCUGGGCCAGUGUUUCCAAUGUCGUGACUAUAACCUCUCUUCGAAAACCAGUUGGUGAUGCAACAGCUGUGUAUUUUGUGAGUACUCUGUUGUUUUCAGGUGACUCAAGGAUGUGGAUGCAGGAGAAUAUUAGCUCUUAAGUGAUGCUGCAGGCUUUUCUGAUGUUUAACUGUACAGAUUUGUGUGUUUCUGUCUGUAACAAUCAUACUCAUUUUCUGUGCCUGUAAAGACAUAGUUUUAUGUUAUUUUUCAGAAACAAGUCCUGAUGUCCUCUAGAAAAGAGCCCAGCUGGAGAAGUGUGUCCGACGUCCCAGUCGAUAAAAACAUUUCAGCCAUAAGGUGGGUUAUUUUAUCAAAAAGGUAGGUGAAUGUCUCUAUUGAAACACAACGGCUGAAACAGUCAUCAUACUCAGAUGCAAAGAUGCAACACCACGAGGUUCAACAAUCAAAAGCACAACAAUCAAACCGAAAACAAGGUUUAAAAAGUGUUUUCAGCCACACAACCACAAACCAACAAGGUUCACAACGAUGCGUUCAAAGACAAUAUGGAAACAGACAACAAGGUUCAUGAGGUGCUUUCAGGGACAUGAUGGUAACACAAACAAGGUUUAAAUGGUGCUUUCAAUGACACAACAAAAAGGUUUAAAUGGUGCUGUCAAUGACAAAAGGACAAAUCAUCAAGGUUUAAAUGGUGCUCACAGGGACACAAUGGUAAUACAAGGUUUAAAUGGUGCUUUCAAUGACAAAAGGGAAAACCACCAACAAGGUACAAAAGGUGGUUUUAACUCAAAAGUUUAAUGACAACAGUCAAUUAAUCAAGGAAUGCCAAAAACACUAAAUAAAAACCAAACCAAAAAAGAAAAUUCACAACCAACCGGAGAAUGGUUCAGCAUCACUCAAGGUUAAAAGGGUUUUAUGACUUUAAAAAGGUUAUUUCUGUUUUCAUGAAACUUGGUUGGCAUGAAAAUGUCAAAAAAAAUGUCAGUUGCAAGUUUUACCAAAUACUUGCUGAGCCCACCACUAAAACAACAAAAUCCAAAAAGCAAAACAACAACUCUUAAGGAAACAACAAAUCGGCAAAGUUCACUCAGUUCUCCAAAAGGAAACCAACUCAACAAGGACAACCUCAACAUCAACUACAACUUCAGGCCUCACCAACGUCUCUUACAGCUUCAACUAUAAUGAGGGGGACAAUGAACUGUAACCAUAAAAUGUUUUUUUGUUUCUUUUUUGACCCUCCAGUCUCUGUAAAAAUCUGAGAUGUUUGUUUUCUUUUUGUUUUUUUCGUCUUCUGUUUGUUUUGUUUCUUUUUGACCCUCCAGUCUCUGUGAAAAUCUGAGAUCUGUACUUGUCAUGGUUUUUUGUGUCCUGUUAUUCUGUACGAGGUUUUUAUGCCUCCCUUUGGCUGCACAUGUAUGUCUCUGCUUUUCCCCUAAACAUGACGGAGGUGUCGAGCCGUGGUGUUGGAUGUGCUGACCACCACCAGGUCCUGGGAGGAUCUGAUGCUGCCCCACCCCGAUGAGCUGCUCCUCCAUCCAGACUGGGAAGUUUUUAAGAGUCACCGUCAAGCUGAAGGUUUCUGAAGUUCUCUUUUAAUGAUUUUGAGAAACUUUUCAAAGUUCUUGUAGUUGUUUUCACCGAGGUCCAAACACUCCAGCUUUUCUGGGGGUUUGUAGACGCCCAAGAGAAAAUUGAUUUUAAAUCUGUCUGUUGAAUCUUUAAAGUUUGUUUCCAAUGUAGUGACCCAUCUUUCUGCUUCUCCAAAAUCUAUCUUGUGUUGUUACAGUCUACAUCCAGGAAGACCCUGGCAGACCCCAUCACCUGCUGGACUCUGAGCUCCUGCAUACUGGGUUACAGGUGAGCAUGGAGUACAGAUUCCACCACCUACAAAAGGAACCUGGUUUUAUCUGAUGCAUCCAGAUUUUCUAAUCUCUACCAAUUUUAAUCUCUCCCAAACACCAGUGCUUUGCCCACUUUGAGGGACAGAUCUUCUUCAUUCAGGACCCCUUUAACUGAAGUCUGCACCAGCACAGAAACCUGCCCCUUGACACCAUCGGACUCCACCAGAUGCCGUGGGCACCAUCCCCGAGAAACCGGUACAUAAAACAGAGAUAAUGAUUCACUUAUAGGUUUAAAAAAUGUGCCGGUCUAAAGAAUAAAUUUGUCCUUUUGUUUUAGGACUACACCGAGACGUCGAUGACCCCCUCUUGCUCCAGGACCCGGCUGAAAAAAGGAAGACGAAGACUUGGUCCCCUGAUUAGAGGUAAGUCAAUCUUUGCGAGUGGUCUUGCUUGUUUCAGUCAAAGUUUUAUGGUGAUAAAUUGAUGUAAAUAGUCCACUAACUGGAUCUCAUCCCUGUCUGCCUUCUGUAGUCACCACCCUGCAGGCGGACUUCCUGUCUCACUGUGAGCCCGUAGACCUUCAACCUCGUCCAGAAAACCCUUACUCAGGACAUGGUGAGUGCGCCUCUCUCUUUCAGGCUCUACUUUGAGGAGCACACAUGAGCAGCUGUCUCAAAUCCUUCUAACAGAUGAGUCCGUUAAGAUGAUGAUAGUUGGAUGUUUUUACUUGAUGGGCACAGAUAAACCUCCACAACCCAUGAAGAGUGCAAGCUUUGCUAUGUCACUGUCACUUUAUAGAUCUCCUCCACCUUUAUAUCGCUGACAUUAUCAGUAUUAUUGACAUUAUAGGAUUAUCACUGAGACCUUUUCUGACUGAUAGAAAACUAAAUGAAAACGAGGCAGAAUAUUCACUCAUGACUGUUUUCUUCAUUCACAGGAGGAUACUCGAGUCUCGACUGAGGACCCAGUGAUGAAGAUGGAUGACCUGUCUGUGACACAAGGGUCAUAGAGAAUAGUUCUGUACUGCUGAAUCUAUUAUAAAUUAUUCAUCUGUUUGACCAGAUGAUGUGUUGUUAAACUUGCUAACAUUUGAGUUUCUUUGGUGCAAACCUGUAAGAUCUACAGCUAGUAGCGUCUUCUUACAAUUGUAACCAGGUGGUUUUUGUGUUGUACUGAAUUUGAUUUCUCAUUAUAUUUGUAAAACUAAAUGUUUAAUCUGAGCUUCAUUUAUGGCUUAAACUUUGUUAAAUGGAGGCUGAAACUGUGACAGCAUGUAGAGAGCUUUUUGUCCACUGGGGUUUUUUUCCUUCAAUAUUUUUCCCCAGCUGGUUUUUCAUCUCUACCUCCACCAAACUCACUCUGUAAGCAAAGCUUGUCUUAAAUGUCAUCUUUUUGGAUGCACAUAUUCUAUUUUGCUCAUAUUGCUUUGUCUUUAUUUUGUUCAUUUUUCUGUCAUGCUUUAUUCCUCUCUCUGCUCCAUGUUUUUUUGCAUUUGUAUUACACAUAUAACUAACUUUUCACAUAUUUUGUCUGAGUUAAUAACUCUCUGACAGUGAAAUACCGUGAUUGUGUUUGGUAAAACUUGUCAACUUGACUCUGUUUUUAAAUAAAGUUUUGUUUAAAUGGAAUCAAAGACUUUUCUCUGGAGGUCAGUUUUUUAUUUUGAUAACAUGCACAGUAGGUUAGAAAGUUUUAAAAUCAGACGUGAACACUUUUAAAAUCAGUUCUCUGGCAAAAUUGAGACGAGCCUUAAUGUACAUUUGUUCAGCAGUGGUUUCUGUCUUGUGACUCUGUCAUCUCUCACUCUGACUCUGACCAUCUAAAUGUAGCCCAGAUUUUGAUGUCAGCCGACGUGAUUUAGCCUGAAAAAAGACGUUGAAAUGACGUCAGGUGUUUGGUGGGUUGUUUAGUGGAACCCUGAGGACCUCAAACAAACGUUCCCGGAAAUACGACAUCAGGAAUUCAGUAAAAAAGAUGUGGUCAAAAGAUGCUCCGAAAACAUGGUGGGUUUAAAAAAUCGUGCAGGACCCUGGGGUUAGCCGGCCCUAAGGACUUAAGCCUAAAACAUACAGGAUCAGUGUUGCGCGCGUUCCGUCAGCGUCGCGUCACACAGCAAAUAGGUUCCCAUUGUAAUCAGUGAAGCAUCGCACGCAGGACGUGUCGCAGCUCUGUCUCAGAAAUGGUCGAGCGCUGCUCUGCUAAAGAUAAGCACCAAGUCUUUUUUCUUUGCUCUACGCUUCCAAUAAGUGUCAAUCUACACAGAGAGGAUCGUUCUCGACAGGAUGUCAAGCACGAAAACUGGCAUGUCAUCUGGUAAAUUUCAAAAUAAAACAUCAUAUGCUCCCAACUGUGUAUCAGUUCAUGUCGAUGAAAAAUACUUCCUGGUUCUGGAUUAAUCAAUAACACAGAACAAUCUGAUGGUCAAUCCCUGAUCCAUGUGGACCCCAAAAGGACUUUGAACUGCUAACUCUGUCUGAAGGUAACAGCACAGCAGAAAGGAACAUGGUUUACUUUAUUAAACACAUGUAAACUGGCGAAAACCGAAACUGUAAAAUCAUGUUGUGUUUUCACAUAUACUAGAGGCUCAACAGUCACUGAAUUAUAUCCAAAUUAGAAGGAAAUAGACCACAGAAAGGAAAAACAACCUGGUGGGGGCGUGUCGUUUCUGUCUAUGGGCAGUAGACAGUGCUGCUCGAUGGAGCAGAUACGCAAUACUAAUAGAAUGCGCUCAACACGGAUCCUGUAUGUUUUCAGCUUUAGGCAACAAAGGACCUAAGUCACCGGUCCUUGAAGAUCUAGGGAGACCAAAGAAUCCCAAGACCCUUGGUUCACAACACCUUGAUAUCAUAGAAACCUGAGGACCUCCAGAGUAGGACCGUUGGAUUGAAUGCUUGAUGGAAGAACCCUGGGAUCAAAUGAUCCUGGUUGCACAGGGAAUCAGAAUGUAGAACCCAAGUAUCAUAAAGCUCUAGGAUUAUAGGACCCUGAGGACCCCAGGAAUUUAAGAAUCUGGGAACACAGGAACUCAAGAACAUAGGACCCUGAGAAUUCUGGGCUCAGGAAGGAAAAAUCUGACUCAAAGGAACUUUGAUAGAAGGUUUUUGGGAACAGCUGCUCCUGCAGGUGUAGGCUACCGCCGGUGUCAGAGAUGUGGUGCUCAUCGGAGCUCGACUCCCUCUGGAUCACAAAUGUUGAUCAUCAUCAGUUUGAUUGUUUCUUCAGAAACCACAAAGCUGACCUGUCUGCUGUUUUCGGAUUUCUUUUAUUUUCUUUGAAGACGUCUCCAAGCGAGUCCAGCCUCUCACCUGUAAUGCACAGCUGUGCAGCGGCACGCAAAGCAUUCUGGGAUACCGACGGCACGAAAGCGUGCAUAAAUGCACGCUUAAAAACAUGCUAAGCGCGCUUAGCAUUUCUUAGCAUCUCGUGCCAAACGGGACACAGUUCGCGCCGUCGUGACGUCAUGCACGCUUCAAAUGCACCGUUCGACGGUGCAGAAGUGCACUUAGCCCGAUGCGGUCUCUGAAAUGAGACACAGACAUUGUCUGAUGCAAAGCUCCACACCAGUGACAGUUAGUGGUCACCAGUCUAUUUUUUUCAAGUUGUUGUUCUAGCUUAUGACCAUUAGAGGUCAGGACAGGUUAAUAUCUACACUUCACUGAACUGCAGUACGCACCCCUUCCCGCUCAUACACAGAGGACACGCUGCAACUUAAAAAGCACAUUUGAGUGUCCUCUGUUGCAAUAUAUCGGCACAUUCUUGACAUGAGGCACUCAACAGAUGAUGGCCGGCUCAUGCACAUUUUCUGCACUUCAACUCCUCUUAUUUCCUGCUCUGCAGUAUCAUAUUAGACCUCCUCUCUACUCCUCUUGACCCCAAAUCCCUGAAUCCAUCUACUGUUGUCUCUCUGUCUCUGCAGAUGGUUACAUCAAUCACCCCUCCAGAGUAGCCUGGCAGAUGAACAAGGUCCUUUCCAGAGGAUAA
Xyrichtys novacula (pearly razorfish) is the source of this 13431-nucleotide messenger RNA. NCBI's taxonomy places the organism in Eukaryota, Metazoa, Chordata, Actinopteri, Labriformes, Labridae. The record is from the annotation of a GenBank genome assembly.